Messenger RNA from Physcomitrium patens, 3543 nucleotides. RefSeq lists its product as uncharacterized. Lineage: Eukaryota; Viridiplantae; Streptophyta; Bryopsida; Funariales; Funariaceae. The record is from RefSeq and is a predicted model, not a curated record.
CAUUGAAUGCCUGCCCCCCCCCCCCACAUCCAUUCCACAGUGUAGGUCUGCCAGAUUUGGACCGUUUGGGAAGUGAAGCGGAAGCAGGUCACGGUCCUGUUUGCAAGCUCAUUACGUCACAAGCAAGUGAGAGACGAUCAGUGCCGGCAGUGGGUGCAUGAUGAUGUGCGACGUCCGGGACGGUGACUACCCCGCAGCUUGAUGAGUGGGUGACGCAGUUUUCGAGGCCACAUUUGUUUGGGGAAGGAAGGCUGUACAGUGCAAAUAAUUUCUUCCACGGGGCACUUGUGAAAGCGUAGCCAGGGCAUUGCUUAGUUUAGCUUGCGACAUAACCCAUGAUGGCCCCCCACCCCAUGGUUGCGUGGUUUCUAGGGGAUCGUUGUUGGUAGCGGAAGCUGGAAGCGUUUUGGAUCGCAGUGGAGUUAUGAGUGUGUGAAGAUGUGUAGAAUUCUCUGUAGCUUUCUCGGGGAUUCUGUCGUUUUGGGGCUAUCGUCCUUGCGCCUGUGAGCCUUUGGGCGCUGUACUUUUGACUUGGAGGUGUGGAGGCUUGUGGGUUUGUGGGAGGGUCCGUGCUUUUGAAGGUGAAUUUUCUAGUCUUUUAUCUGGAAGAGAGCUUAGUGAGAUAAGUGGAGAUUUGUCUAUCUGUUUUGGUUGUUGAGGAUUGUGACUGGGACGAGGUUGGAGAGGUUAUUGUAUGUUCUGGGUGAGUGGGCCAGUUCGUUUCACUGCGUAGCUCAGUGUUGAUUUCGCGGUCGCUUCUAAGAGGGUACCUGCGGAUAUUGGGCAGAGAGGUGGUUGGGUGGAGAUAUGACACGCUGUGGCUCGUGAAUUUUUGUCGAGCCUCAAAAAACACAUCAGAGGUGUGAGACUCGCAACAUUUUAGAACGUCUCGUCCAAACUUUCAGAACCGGCAUAGGAGCUCAUUGCAUCGGCACUGGCAAUCUUCGAUUGAUGUUUCCUGAAGGGUGUGCUCAAUUUGAUGCACUGAUCAUUCUCUCUUGAUGUCGUGAGUAACAAGGGCCUGUCAACAACUCUGGCUUUGGUUCUUGACAAUGGCGCCGACGAUGAAGUAUUGGGAUGAUUGGGCGGACGUGGAGGACAUGGAGGCUAUGUGGAAUCAUCCUGAAGUGUGUCAGGAGUGGCUCAAAGUAGGUGAAGAGCGAGGGAUGAAGGUCCACUUUUCAAGAAACUUCGAUGGGAAACCUUAUGUUACUCAUACAGAGAUGAAGGGCAUGGCAGAGAUUAUUACUCGUCGACAUUUCAAGCGAUUGGAUGUGGCAAUGGUUUGUGCAAUUGCUGAGGUGGAGAGCUCACGACUACCUCUUGCUUACCGCUUUGAGCCCAAGCUUGGCGAAGCCAGCACUGGGCUUAUGCAGACGCUCCAAUCCACAGCAGAAUGGCUUGCCACAGAUAUGGGUUAUCGCGCUUACGUAAUUGAGGGGGCUUCAGCAUUACUUUACCGACCUUUUGUGAGUGUGUACUUUGGAUGUGCGUACUUGAAAUGGCUAUCAACUUAUGACGGCAAGAAGCGAAACGAGGAAUUCAUGGUUCGUGGGUAUAAUGGGGGCCCUCAAGGCGCAACCAAAACUUCUACAGUAGCUUACUGGAAUAAAUAUUUGCAGGCAAAGCAAAGCCUUCCCAAUACGAGUGAGACUCCACUCAUUUUCGUAACGCCCGCUGUUCCCCUUCGACCUCCUAGUCCAGUCGUUGCUCCACCUCCGCCGCCUCCGUCAGUGGCUACUCAAGUUAACAAGCACCAGGGUACUAGAACUAACACUGUUAAGGGCGUUGCCAGAAUACCCAAUGAUACACAGCCAACACCCAGCAGUUUUAAGACUGCUGCCGCAGAAUUGAAUAGCAGAAAAUCUACCACAAGCAGCGUCAAAGACACUGUUGUGGAACCGAGUUGCUUGAAUCCAAAACUUGGCAAGAUCAAAGAGGUUGCUGUCCAUCCGAAAAACUCAAAAGCGAAGCCCAGCUCGUCGGCGAAUGUUCACAAAAAAGAGUGGACUUACUGGGAUGAGAAAACAUCUCCUGAGGAUUUGGAAGAAAUGUGGAGGCACCCACAAGUUAAAAAGGAGUGGACAGACUCAAAUGAGAAAAUAGGUCAAGUGAGAUUUGCUCGUGAUGCAGAGCUUAGGCCUUACUUGACCACUACUGAAGUGAAGGCAGUGGCGGAGAUAGUUGUGUUCCGACAUUUUGCUGAACGAGUUUCGCCGAUCAUGCUGCGGACAAUUGCGGAGGUCAGUAGCAAAAGACGGCUGUAUGGAGCUGAUGGAAUCUCAGGGGUGAUGCAAACUGCGUAUCCAACUGCUGCCUGGCUAUACAAGGAUAUGGGCUUCAAGUCAUAUAAGUUACGAUCUAGAGAUGAUCUUUCCAACCCAUUCCUGGCAAUGUAUUUUGGCGCAGCAUAUGUUUGUUGGCUAAGCACUUAUAAUGGAAGGCCUAGGACAGAUGAAUUCGUGUUGCGGGCCUACUACUCAGGCCCCAACGGUGUGGAAGAGCCAUCAGCUGGGAUUUUUUAUCAAAAGUAUCUGGCCCAUCUGCAAGCAACUGCACCCAAGCUUCACUGUUGUGUUGCGAAGGAUCGGGAUUUGAACCUCUUCCCUGGUCUAGUGUAUCGCAAAUAAAUUGCAGACACUCUGCCGGAUGCUACGUAGUGAAACCAGGAGGGAUUCUUUAUCUAAAUGUUGAUUUGAGAUUUUUGUUUUUUAAAUUAAUGGAGGACUCAUGUACAGUACAUAGAAUCGCUGGUCAGGCAUAGGGGCUCUAGAGUUGCUUUGAGCUAGCUUUUGAGCAUAGUGAAAAAUGCAAAUGAUUUUAAUGGAGCACUCUACUGAUCAUCCUGGAUUCAUCUUGUCACAAAUCACUGUACAUUUGAAAUGAUAUGCAUGUGAAUGGAGUAUCAACAAUGAGGAAAAAUCAUAGGAUCGUGUAAAAUGAUAAAACUCGAAUCUUUACACAUAUGAGCUUAUGAUGUGUUUGCUUGGCCGUAGGAAAAGCACAAGCAGGGGAGGUCAAUGGACCUCUACUGCACUGUGGCGAGGCACGGAUCCUGCAUUUCAGGCUCCACCAAACCAAUCUAUCUGGAGACGAUUAUGGGCAUCAUCUUGAACGGAUGGUAUCCACACAACACCCGGCAGAUUGUAAAGAAAGCUGUGCAAAGUGUAAAGAUGAGUUUAGUGGAUCUUCGUAUUAGCGCACUUGUAUACCCUGCUGGAUUCUUCAGGAUCUUUUGUGAGGAAUUCCCAUUGCAAGAUUCAGUUAGACCAAUUCAUAGAUUAGGCUUCAAUGUAGUCUUUGGUAUGACUGUCGUUAGUUGGUCCAUGUGUUGCCGCAAGGUACGUGAUUUUGACUUUCUGCUGUUUUAUGCUCUGACCGUUACUGUUGAAUCAGCACCCAUCAAACGGCCACUGAAGAGUCAUAGAACAUGGCAAAACGGCUUGAACAGUUUCCUUAGCAAUGGGUUUAUAUUCUUGUACAAGCUUUUCAGUUGAUUUAAAUUCAUGAGUUCUGUUUAGAACUUACCUGUUUCCAUUGCAA